Molecule: messenger RNA, 1873 nt
Organism: Triplophysa dalaica
Lineage: Eukaryota; Metazoa; Chordata; Actinopteri; Cypriniformes; Nemacheilidae
Gene: ftr92
Product: finTRIM family, member 92
Exons: 6
Coding region: 55-1578 (507 amino acids)
Molecular function (GO): zinc ion binding; protein binding
Source: RefSeq, a predicted model, not a curated record
ACUAAACAGCUUGUGUUUCUUGAAUCUCUUUAAUUUGAGGUCUUAACUCUGCAAAUGGAACAGGAGCCGCACCCACCCGUGUGUCCGGGUUGCCUCCAGGACCCUCAGAUCAACAUCUGCCCUCAGUGUGAACACACAUCCACAUCUGAGACUGAUCCGGAUCAACCCGAGAGUCUGGAGAGAGCAGACCCGGAUCGGUCCGUAGCUUCAGUCAUAGAGAGAUUGGAGAGGACAGAUCUGCAGACGGAUGAAUGUGAGACAGAAGGUGCAGAUGGGGAGUGUGACGCAUGCGCUGUUAGAAAAGCGAAAGCUUUGAAGUCCUGUCAGGGAUGUUUGGCCUCGCGCUGUGACGCUCAUUUUAUUACUGAUCUGAGAACAUGUGAAACACAGACGUGCUCUCGGCAUGACAGACCUCUGGAGGUGUACUGUCGCUCGGAUCAGAUGUGUGUUUGUUUUCUGUGUCUUCUGGAUGAACACAAGGGUCACGAUGUGGUGUCAGUCGCCUCAGGUAGAGCAGAGAAACAGACGCACCUGGAAGAAACCGUGAAGAAGGUCAAAGAUCGAGAGACUGAACUGAAUGAUGUCAAGAGGGCUGCGGAUAUUCUCAUGAACCUGAGUGAAGCCACAGAAGAAGCGGGAGAGCGAAUCUUCACAGAACUGAUAGACUUUAUCCAGAGGAGUCACACAGAGGUCAUGACGCUGAUCCAGAAUCACAUGAGAGCUGAGAUGAACCAAAUCCAACAACACGUAGAAGGUCUGGAGGAGAAGAUCUCUGAACUAAAGUGGGAAGAUUCAGAGCUGAGACGGCUUUCAGACACUGAACAUCACGUCUCUUACCUCCAGAAGGUCUUGUCUUCUCAGCGUGAAGACUUCUCCAGUCAGACCAUUAACCCUCAGUUCUCUUUUGGUGAGGUCAUUAAAUCUCUCACCUCAUUUACGCAACAAACACGAGACAUAUGGACACUGGAAAUCAGACGGAUAAACUCUGCAGUGAAAAGAGAUCAAAUCCUGCUGCCCUCUGAACCCAAGACCAGAGAAGACUUUCUACAAUUUCUGGUUCCUCUGAGUCUGGAUCCAAACACGGCUCACAGGAAUCUUGGUCUAACCGAUCAGAACCGAGCUGUGGCGUGCAGUACAGAAUCUCAGUCUUACCCGGAACAUCCCGAGCGUUUCCAAUGGUGGGCGCAGGUGCUGACCAGAGAGGGUUUGACAGGACGCUGUUACUGGGAGGUGAUCUGGAGGGGUCUGUACGGGGUGGACAUUGCGGUGGCUUACAAAGACAUCAAGAGAACUGGAGACGGGGAUGACAGCGGAUUCGGAUACAACAGAGACUCAUGGAGUUUGGACUGUUCUGAAUCCAGAUGUGCGCUGGUGCAUGAUAACACAGAGACUGAGAUGACAGGAGCCGUGUCUCACAGGAUCGGCGUGUAUCUGGACUACAGGGCAGGACUUCUGUCAUUCUACAGCAUCACAGACACCAUGACGCUCUUACACAGAGUCCACAACCACUUCACACAACCCCUUUAUCCAGGCUUCGGCCUCUUUCAGGGAUCCUGGCUGGUGUUUUCUGGGCCAUAAUUUAGCACAACGCCGCAAAAAAACAAAAAGUACGAUUUAUAAAUCAAGGCAAAGAUGAUGCCAUCCGGUGCCCAGCAAAACAUAAAUGCAAUGUUCAAUUGAUGCGUGACUCUAAAAAGAAAGCAAAGCAAUACAAAACAUCUGUUGUUUCUGUUGUUAACAUGGCAUUUUAGAAAAACAUUUCGAGAAUAACUUGCUGCAUUUCAUUUGUUGUUUUAUGUUUGUUUUAAGGUAGUGGCUCAACAUUUCCUGAUGCGAGUUAACAUUAAAUUAUUAGUUUACUUCAAACUGACAA